Oncorhynchus keta (chum salmon) is the source of this 5051-nucleotide messenger RNA. RefSeq names its product transcription factor MafG-like. Gene Ontology annotation, molecular function: RNA polymerase II cis-regulatory region sequence-specific DNA binding; DNA-binding transcription factor activity, RNA polymerase II-specific. Gene Ontology annotation, biological process: regulation of transcription by RNA polymerase II; regulation of epidermal cell differentiation. The transcript has 4 exons. Gene Ontology annotation, cellular component: nucleus. The coding region runs from base 689 to 1330 and encodes 213 amino acids. The record is from RefSeq and is a predicted model, not a curated record. Lineage: Eukaryota; Metazoa; Chordata; Actinopteri; Salmoniformes; Salmonidae.
GGUGUGUGUGCUGCUGACUGCGGGCGCAGCGCCAUCAUGCCGUUGGAGCGCUAGACACGCCGUUUUAAAGGGCUAGCCUCACUGUGCUGUGCCGUUCUCUCUCUCUCCCUCCCUGCCUGCUGUGUGCUGCUGAUUCAUCACGAUUAGGUGGUUAGCCAGCCUGCCUGCCAGCCAUAGGCUACAUGCACAAGCCAUGCCAACCAGACUGAGUGGGGGCUUUCAUAGCUAAAGUAGACAAAGAAAGGGCUUGCUUGUCAAACGUAGGCUAGGCUAUAGCAUCGCACUACAGUGCAGAGAGAACAACAUGUGUGGCGGUUGGGAAUAUUUUUGAUAACUUCAUUGCGAGAUAGAUUGAUCAUAUCGAGAGUUACGGGGGGACUGGGAAUCCCCCCCUGGUUUUCAGAAAUCAGACAUCGUUAAUCGGUUUACAUAGAGUAGCCUAGCUAGAUAAGGAAGAGGAAGAUAUAUCGUGUAUUCGGGAUGUGUAGCCGAGUUGGAACUGUCUAGAAAACGUGAUUAUAGGUUAGGUGGCUGGAGAUAUUCACAGCAGAAGAACUGUCCGAGUAUUCGAGUGCUGAAACGGAAGCAAGCGGAGCGGAGCGGAAAACGGGCCGCACUGGAUAGGGACGCAACAACCGCGAGCGCGGUCAGCGUGUGUCUGUCUGUUGCUAUUUCAGAGGAAGGAGAUAUGGAGGGUCGAGAGAAGGGAUUAAAAAACGAGUGGAGCUCUGAGGUGUGUUCAGAGGGGACAGGUGUGUUCAGAGGGGGCAGGUGUGUUCAGAGGGGGCAGGUGUGUUCAGAGGGGGCUGGUUCUCGUGGCAUGUCGACCACUAAUAAGGCAAACAAGGCCUUGAAGGUGAAGAGGGAGCCGGGGGAGAAUGGGACCACCCUGACAGAUGAUGAGCUGGUGACUAUGUCCGUCCGGGAGCUCAACCAGCACCUCCGCGGCCUCACCAAGGAUGAGAUCCUGCAGCUUAAACAGCGCCGGCGCACCCUGAAGAACCGUGGCUACGCCGCCAGCUGCCGGGUCAAACGGGUCACCCAGAAGGAGGAGCUGGAGAAGCAGAAGUCACAGCUUCAACAGGAAGUGGAUAAGUUGGCGUCGGAGAACGCCAGCAUGAGGGCGGAGCUCGAUCACCUGAGGUCGAAGUACGAGGCGCUACAGAGUUUUGCAAGGACUGUGGCGAGGAGCCCGGGAGUGGGGUUAGGGGUCGGGGAUCAGAGGGGAGGUGGUGGGGUCGGGUCGGUGAUCGGGCCACUCAUACCGGGGAAAGUGGCGGCGACGAGUGUCAUCACGAUAGUGAAGUCGAAAACGGACGUGAGGUCUUAGUAGCGGGCUGGGUCAAGGAGGGAUGAGAGGGAAAAGGGAGGGAAGGUAGAGGAGGAGAAGAAGAUAAUUAGGACUAUUUAAAAAUGAAACCAUUGGUCAGUGCAUCGUCAUUGAGCACAGGACAGAAUUUAAUCAGGUGAGGUGGCCCCCCUUUGAGAAAAUAUCACACCGUGGAUAGUAAUUACUGUGUUUCUACUGUUAUUUUGUAACUGUUGUACACGAGGUCCAAAGUUGUAAUUUUUAUGUAAUGUAGUUAUGCGUGUGUUGUGUCAUGGAAUACUGUGAGCUUCAUCCGUGGCCGACUUUCCUUUUGGUAUCAUUCUAUUUGGCUGUGAUUUCUCUGAAAACAACUCUUUUUUACCCAACGGGCUUCCGUACUCACAGGCACUUCCUUGUUUUGCAGAAACAGCUUGCAGAGCAGUCAAUUGAUUUAAUAUUUUAUCGUAAAAAUGACAGAGAAUUGUAUUUUGUAACCGCUCAUUGCACAAGAGAGACAAGAUACUUUCAGAAAAGUGAGGGUCUUCAGGAAGAGCUUGUUUUGGUUAUUUUACUUUUUUUUUUGGUACUUUUCACCCUUUUUUCUCCCCAAUUGGAAGGUACAGUCUUGUCCCAUCGCUGAAACUCCCGUACGGACUUGGGAGAGGCGAAGGUCGAGAGCCAUGCAUCCUCCGAAACAUGACCCUGCCAAGAACCAGAAGCCAGCCGCACCAAUGUGUCGGAGGAAACACAGUACAACUGCCGACCGAAGUCAGCCUGCAUGCGCCCGGCCCACCACAAGGAGUCGCUAGAGCACGAUGGGCCACCUGUGCGCCCUUGGUCUGUAAUGACGCCAUUCGGGAGGCCUAAAGAGGUUGUGUUUUGUCACAGGUACCUGUGUGUUCACCUGUGCUUAAUGUUAUGCACUGACCAAUUAUCACCAUAUGACCAAUCUCCAUACAGGCCAGAGGGGUCUAGGCAUCUAAUCGCCAAGUGUUGUCCUGUUCCUGUCUGUCUGGGAGUUGUGUACUAUACUGUAGAAUUAGCUAUCGGGAUUACAUUGAGUGACACGUGUUUAUGUGACUAGGCAAUUACUCCAAUUCAAAAACUAACUGAAAAAUCAACAUUUUAGUCAAAAAUGUAUAGAUUUGAAACAUUUGAAUGUUUUUCUAAUUUAUUGUUAGAUUUGAUUUUGUUUCGUUUUUUUGAGAAUGGCAAUAACAUACUAAUACCUAUGAGGUAUUUUGUUGACAUGGCCAAUAUUUCAACUGUCAAAAUAAUUAUUUAAAAAUCAUUUUUAUUUUCAGUUUUUAAAACAGUGGACUGUUCGAUCUGUUAGUUGGGUGUAAUUCUCACAAGUUUUACCAUAAAGUUAUCAGUGUGAGUGAUGUUACGUAUUCUUCAAAGGAUUCUUUGUCUACAUAUGGUCACAUCUUGAAUUUUAUAAAUGCCAUAGAGUAUCUUUACAUUAUUUAUAAAAUACCUUUAAAAAAUAAUCAAGGUAAAAAUUGUUUGAUAUUUCCUCUUUUUUGCAAUUGUACCAAAAGUGGCUUAACUAUUGAAGUUGAUAGCUUUGUCUUUCUAGUGUCUAGGCGCGUGUGGUUGUUAUGGUGACCGUGAGACUAGCGCGUGGUGGUGUGACGUUGUCAUGUACAGUACGUGACGAGGUAAUGAUCAAUAUUAUUGUUCACUGUGUUGUUGUUAUGGAUACGUGAUGCUGUUUUAAUUUAAAGCGAGGUGAUGUAGUCGAAGGUACCUAUGCUCUGCCCAUAUCCCUAUGUAACAGUGGUGGUUGUAUUAAUUGAUGUCUAUUAAUACUUAAUACACAUGUUAGUAAUGUGUUAUAAACAUGCAUUACAUAAAUGACAAAGUCUCUCUGAAUAGGAACUGUUUAUUUAGCAACUCAAUAAAACGUCUAAAUGUAUAAAAGCCUGAAUAUUCCAAAUGAGUUCGACAAACUGGGAGAAUAAAGAGAUACAGCUUUAUCAAGAUACAGCUUUACCAAGAUACAGCGUUUCCUAGGAUACCCAAACUACUGCAAGGGUGUAACGACUGGGAUAUGGGCCUACGAUUACAUCACCCGUGCUCUUUGAAUAAGUUUGUUUUUUGUGACGUGAUUUAUAUAAUUAUUUUGAUUUGCUCUGUAUAUAAUUGAUAUGUUAUGGAUGUGUUUAAUGCAGACUGCAUUGCCGAUGUUUUCGUUUGUUUGUUUAUCCUAUUCUGUAAAUGCCAGGGAAGUAACACUGUUGUCUGCUAUCUGUUUAUGUUGGGUCAUAGAGAUCAUUCAAGAAUUAUACAAUGCAAGUUCCCCCGUACCGAGAUGGUCCAUUCCCAUUCUACUGGUCAGUAUAAUUCACAGUAGCUAAAUGGGGAGGAAAGGGGGGUGUUAAAAGUACAGAAAUGGUUAAAGCCACAGGAAUGGUUGCACUGAUGGUUUGAUCAACCGAGAAAGUACAGAGUGCUGCAAAUCUCCACUGAAAAGGUUUGAUAAGAAAGAACCCUUUCCUUAUCUCUUUAACGUUGAAACUCACACAUCUGGCAUUUAGGUGUAUGUACUGUAUGUAGAGAUUAAAAUGUAAAAAUAUCUAUUUUAAAUGGGCAAAAAAAGAUAUAUUGUUUGACUGGUGAUCUGUGAAAUUGUUUUGAUGGAGUUCUUGGUCCUCGUAAUCUCUUCCCUCCCAUUUGCUUUCCUAACUUCUGAUUUUGUUCUACUUUUGACUGUGGCAAGUCCUGUGGCGUUUCAACAUUCUGUGAGCAAUGUGUUAAGGGUUUUUGGAGAAACAUUUUAAUAUACUCAAAUUAGAUAAAGUAAAGUAAAAAGUGGCACCACCAAGUUAUAUUAGUUCAGUUUGUUUAGUUUUGAUUGUUUUGUUGAUUUGUUCCUCCUCUUGUUGUCGAGCACACAUGAAUGUUGUCGUGGUGACUGUUGUCAAGUGAACGUCUAUAUAUGCAAAAACUGGGUGGGGCUUGAGGAAGGAGGCGGAGCUACAACUGCUAGAGCUUGAUGAGUAGUGAUGUCGUGGUUGGUGGUCUAAAAGUUGUUGUCAGCUUAAUUAACUGCAGGUACAGUGUGACUGAGGUCAAUAUCUUUUAUACAAAGUGCUUAUCUAUAUAACCCCCCCUCCCCUCCCCAUAACACACCACAUGUUGGGUCAACUGGUGAGAAUAUGACUAUAUGACUCAGGGGUGUUUCUGUCUAUGCCUCCCAAAUGACACCCUAUUCCCUUCAUAGUGCACUACCAGGGCCCUGGUCAAAAGUAGUGCACUAUAAAGGGAAUUAGGUGUAAUUUGGGACACAGUCUGUGUGUGUCUCCAAAGUAUACAAUGAUCAGUGAAAAGCUAUGAAAACAAGUAGUAGAGUUUGUGACUAUGGGAAUUAUUAGUAACAAAUGACCUGGAAAUGUAAAAAAUGUGUGUUUUGUAAAAUGUUCUCUAUGGGGUGUAAUACAUUAUUAUAUCGCAGUGUCACAGUACUUUGUAAGGGGAAACACCCUAAUGUGACAGUGAGUCCAUUUAAUUGUAAGUAUUUAUUCAUUGAUAACUAAAUUAUUGUACUUUUUUGCUAUUUGUAGAUAAGUAAUGCUGAUGUAUUGGUAACCAUGGGAAUUAACUGUUUGGUAACCAUGGGAAUGGACUGUUUUGUCAUCGACCCUUUAAUUUAUUGAUGUACAUACUGUAUUGUUUGUUGAUAAACAGUUGACUUUAUUUUGUAUCUGACCAAUAAACACAAUUUGAAGAGGACAAA